GGAGCCGCGCCCUUCUGUACACGUCAGUUGCCUUGUUGAGGAAAUUUGUAUUCGAGUGCUACUUCUUCUGCAGCAUCGAAAAUUCUACUAACAAUCUUGGUGGCCCAUUCGGGGACCCCCAUUCCCCUCCGGGGGCGGCCUCUGGUCCUCCCUCCUGAGAGGGGCAUCCUCACGGCCUCACUGCGGCGGCCUCGGGGGUAAACAGUCAGGCCUGACCCGGUGCGAGGAAUACGCCGGGACUGUCAGCAGCGGAAACCGGCCGGCGACCUGAGGGGAAGGGUCCUCAGCAAAUCUGUGCACAGGCCAAGAAAGGAAACACCCGGGAGCUCGCGAAGUGUUUCCUUGGUGGUGGGGACAGACCGAGGAAGGAAACGCCACCGGCAAAGUAUUUCCUUGAUUGUCGCGACAGACCAAGGUUUUCGACUAGGACGUUCCAGGUAGACAGUAAUCUUUCAAGCAGGCAGAAAGCCACAUUGAGCCAACUUCAGCAAAGAAAGCAACUGGAGUAAGGGGGCUCACUCAACAGAAAGAACAAUGGAUUGAGCAAGAACAGCUCCAUCUCAAGCACUUCUGUGAAUCACAAGACAGUUUUGAAUGCUAAAUGUCAGCUAACAGAUCUAAUGGGACCAAAAUCUGCCUUCCCAGUUUAUGUGAAAGGAGAUCCUGAUCCCUCAUCAGCUAGAUCUGAUAGAACUUUGGAUGACAUCAUGAAGUCUCAUUGUCUUAUUUCACCAAAAUAGCCAGUGCUACAAACCCACUGUCAAAUUCUUUGGUUGGCUUCAAGACAGUGAAUAUGAGACCUUAUAAUCAGGUCGACAGCUUCAAGACCUGUGGAAGUCAGUAGCAACCAGCUCAUCAUCACAGAGCGGUGCAGCUGAGGUGUAUUUUCAUCACUGGAAAAUUCUGGCUGCUUCAUCUCCAUCUCUAGAGCCAAUAUUGGAGCUUUUCAAGAAAAGCUAUGGCCUCAACCACCAGCACCAAGAGGAUGAUGGAGGAAGCCACCUGCUCCAUCUGCCUGAGCCUGAUGACGAACCCAGUAAGCGUCAACUGUGGACACAGCUACUGCCAGUUGUGUAUAAUGGACUUCUUUAAAAACCCAAGCCAAAAGCAACUGAGGCAGAAGAUGCUCUGGUGUCCCCAGUGCCGGGCUCCAUUCCACUUGGAUAGCGUCAGACCCAACAAGCAGCUGGGAAACCUUAUUGAAGCUCUCAAAGAGAUGGAUCACGAAAUGUCAUGUGAGGAACACAGAGAGCAGCUCCACCUGUUCUGUGAAGAUGAAGGACGGCUCAUCUGCUGGCGCUGUGAGCGGGCACCGCAGCAUAAAGGUCAUACCACAGUGCUUGUUGAAGAGGUAUGCCAGGGCUACAAGGAAAAGCUCCAGAAUGCUGUGACAAAUUUGAGGCAACUUGAAGACAGAUGUACGGAGCAGAAGCUGUUCACAGCAAUACAAAUAACUAAAUGGAAAGAGAAGAUACAGAUUCAGAGACAAAAAAUCCAGUCUGACUUUAAGAGUCUCCAGAGUUUCCUACAUGAGGAAGAGAAAUGUUAUCUCUGGAGACUGGAGAAAGAAGAACAACAGACUCUGAGUAGACUGAGGGACCGUGAGGCCAGUCUGGGGCUGAAGAGCGACGAACUCAAUAGACACAUCCUGGAACUGGAGGAAAAAUGUCAGGGCUCAGCCCAAAAAUUGCUGCAGAAUGUGAAUGACACUUUGAGCAGGAGUGGAGCUGUGAAGCUGGAAACAUCAGAGGCCGUCUCCUUGGAGCUUCAUACUAUGUGCAAUGUUUCUGAGCUUUAUUUUGACGUGAAGAAAAUGUUAAGGAGUCAUCAAGUCAGUGUGACUCUGGAUCCAGAUACAGCUCAUCAUGAACUAAUUCUGUCUGAAGAUCGGAGACAAGUGACUCGAGGAUACCCCCAGCAGAAUCAGGACACUUCUUCCAGGAGAUUUAGUGCCUUGCCCUGUGUCUUGGGUUGUGAAGGCUUCACCUCAGGAAGAUGCUACUUUGAAGUGGAUGUUGGAGAAGGAACUGGGUGGGAUUUAGGAGUUUGUGUGGAAAAUGUGCAGAGGGGCACUGGCAUGAAGCAAGAGCCUCAGUUUGGAUUCUGGACCCUAAGGCUGUGCAAAAAGAAAGGUUAUGUAGCGCUAACUUCUCCCCCAACUUCCCUUCUUCUGCCUGAGCAGCCCCUGGUUGUGGGAGUUUUUCUGGACUGUGAGGCCGGAGUUGUAUCCUUUUACAACGGGACUACUGGCUGCCACAUCUUCACCUUCCCAAAGGCUUCCUUCUCUGAUACUCUCCGGCCCUAUUUCCAGGUUUAUCAUUAUUCUCCUUUAUUUCUGCCUCCCCUAGAUGAUUAAGGAAAAAAGCAGAGGCUCUUUCAUUUAACCAGCCCAAAGAAAAUAAUGUAAAUCACAUAAGGGCAGAAAAUUUGGUCUGUUUUCUUCACUGCCAUUUCCUCAGUUCUCAGAAUAGUUCUGGGAUUUUAGUGGAUAUAUAAUUAAUUUACGCUGAAUAAAUGGAGUUAGAAACUAAAAA
Callithrix jacchus (white-tufted-ear marmoset) is the source of this 2534-nucleotide messenger RNA. RefSeq names its product tripartite motif containing 38 (gene TRIM38). NCBI's taxonomy places the organism in Eukaryota, Metazoa, Chordata, Mammalia, Primates, Cebidae. Gene Ontology annotation, molecular function: protein binding; zinc ion binding. The record is from RefSeq and is a predicted model, not a curated record.